AUUUGCUAUACACUCACGACUCACGACUCACGACUCACGACUGCAUGGUCCGCAUCUGUACAGCUGCCCUUCACUUUUGCUGUCCAUUCCCCCUUCAUCCUCUCAUCCAUCGCAUACAUAGCUCAGCGGCGUAUUCAUACUCUUUCCAACUCCUGAUUACUCAUCCCACACUCAAAACCAAUCGUUCUCCAUCCUUCUUGCCCCAAACCCCGCCACCACCACCGCACUCGUCCCUUGCUCCGGCCAGCAUGUCGUCCGAAGCGUCCAAGAAAGCAUACGAGCAGACGCUACGUCGUCUAGAGAUCAUCCAAUCUCACCUAUCCAGCGCGCCUCGCUCAGGUCGUCUAUCUGGAAAAGUGUGCAUCGUCACGGGUGCUGGAAGUCCGACUGGGAUCGGCAGAGCUACGGUGAGGCAGUACGCUCAUGAGGGUGCCAAACACAUUUACGCCCUCGACAUCGUCGAUGAUCAUUUCGAGGAGCUCAAAAAGACUUUGAAGGGAUUGUAUGCGGAUGUCAAGAUCACAACUCAUGCUUGCGAUGCCGCAUCAGAGGAGGCCAUCAAGGAGAUCUGCGAUCGUGCCAUCAAAGAGGAAGGUCAGCUGGACGUCUUUUUCGCCAAUGCUGCCAUCGCUACGGGCGCUCCAAUCUCUGCUACAGACGGAGAAGAUGUGGCCGAGACUCUGAGAGUGAAUGUAUUGAGCUGCUUCCACGCCGUCAAGUACGCAAGCGAGGCAAUGCAAGUGACCAGCUCGUCCAAGUCCGAUGCAAGUGGAUCCAUCAUCCUCACCGCUUCUGUAGCCGGUCUUCGCUCAGGAGCAGGUUCAGCAGAUUACAGCGCCAGCAAAGCAGCCGUCAUCUCCCUCGCUCAAACCGGAGCCUGUCAAAUGGCAGGAACAAAUGUUCGAGUCAAUGCCGUUUGUCCCGGUCUGAUCGAGACUGGCAUGACUCUGCCCACGUUUGAAAUGUCCAGGGAACGCGGCAGUGCGGGCAAGAUCGGUCAGCUCAACCCAACCAGGAGGUAUGGCGUGGCAGAAGAAAUUGCGCAAGUGGUCACUUUCCUCAGCACCAACGAGGCCUCCUACGUCAACGGUGUGGCUCUUCCUGUCGAUGGAGGUCUCGCAGCGAGCCAUCCAGUCGUGCCUGGACGCCUACACUGACCAUCUUCUGCAUGAGGCACAUCUUGUAACGCUCACACUAGCCGGGUACGAAAUGUCACGAAAAGGGGGGGAGUUCGAAUGAUGUUUCAUUUUGCGCCUUUU
Ceraceosorus guamensis is the source of this 1259-nucleotide messenger RNA. Its product is annotated as NAD(P)-binding protein. Bases 249 to 1157 code for a protein of 302 amino acids. NCBI's taxonomy places the organism in Eukaryota, Fungi, Basidiomycota, Exobasidiomycetes, Ceraceosorales, Ceraceosoraceae. The record is from RefSeq and is a predicted model, not a curated record. The transcript is spliced from 4 exons. Gene Ontology annotation, molecular function: oxidoreductase activity.